AUCAUGAGCAGUCAGGGGUCAAAGAGUUCUACUUCGAUGCGCAAGGGAGCAAAUGCCAAGCAAUUAUAUCCUCACAUUUAUUUACCGAAACAUGAAGAACAUGAUAAAAGCUUAGGGAGUACAGUAAACGCAGAACACUAUGGCCGAUGAUGAUGAUGAGGAAGGAUUUGGUGGUGCUUAUGAAGAUGGGCACUGGAUAUGGGACGAGAACAAUGAGCAGUUGGCGUUUGUAAGUGACCUGCCUCCAAUGGCUGUGGAGGCCAUCCAGAUACCAACUAAAGCGCCUACUGGAACAGUGGAAUUCAGGGAUGAUGUUGAUCUGAUAGAACAAAUUCGUUUUAGGCGACGUUAUCAAAGAAAAGUAAAACCAGGUCAAGCUGAAAUUAUCACAGUGCAGGACGUGAAAGAUAUUGCAUUGUUCACGGCUCCAGUAAAUAUAAUGAGUCCUGUCCUUAUAAAUAUGCUACAUCUUUCAACAACUGAUAGAUUUAUAAGGGCACUUAUCCUCUACUGCGCUUAUUACUUACAGAUUGCUGAUGAAAUGACCCGUCGUAUAAUGGAACUAGAGACGAAAGUGAGAACACCUGUCUGCGAACUGUUGGAAAAUGAAUAUAGAGAUAAUUUAGGCGAUUUACGUCUACUAGUCUCUAAGGAAUAUAGUACAAUGCUUAUCGGUGGAAGUGACACACGAAAAUUUCACCACAUGGGUGCUCAAAAGAAGCGACGGUCCCUCUCAGACAAAGAUGCACGAUUGUUCGAAACAUUACUGCGCAUGUGUGUUCAGAUUGUUUGGCUAGCUUUGGGAAGAAAGUCUUUUAAUCAAAUAGAGCUAGAAAUGAACAGAAUGUUCAAGUCAGAGAUAUUCAACUCUGUGGAGCACACAUUGAAGACCAACUAUAUCACGAAUAUGGCCAAGGAGGAGCGCGACGUGCUGCUGGGUCAUUGUGUGCGCAAAGACACGAAGCUGAACACGCAGUCUCCGCUCAUGAAUGAAGUUUUCUGUCACAGAAAAAUUGAUUAUCGUAUUUUGGGCCUUGGUGUCAUCAAGUUCCCUCAGAUGACACCACGGCUGCAGUACAUGUAUCAGGCUGUGGCAGGCGACGAAGAAAGUCUUAGUACCAUGGGUGUUGUGUUAGGUAUCAUAGGAAUGCCACGUUCUGCUUUCGAUACUAUGUUGAGGCCUUUACCCACCGCUGGGGUCGAAACUGGAAAAUCGGCUAAAUCAGUCGCAGGAAUGAGUAGUGGUCAGUCGCCAAAGAGUUCUGCUUCGGUGCGCAAGAGCAUGACAACCGCCCAUCAAUUAUACCCUGACAUUGUUUUACCGAACCCGCCGACAAAAGAAAUAUACUUCCCCCCCUCGUUCCCCGAGCACCCGGAGCGCGCUCGUCCCUGCAGCGAGACGCAGCGCCGGCGCUGGCAGAAUCGACUUCAGAAACUCCUACAUCCACAAUCAGCUGGACGAUAAAUCUUAGAUCAUAGCCUACUUAUACCGAACUCCCAUUAGAAAAAUGCUUCGUUGUUUUAACGACCGACGUCGGACAACGUUGAAAUUGUAUGGAUAUUCGAUGUUUUCCAUAGGUAUCGACAGACGUGCGUCGACGCAUAAAAUCUGCAAUUAAUACACUGAAAAAAAAAUAAAGAAAAUGUCAACUCCUAUGGAAAACAACGCAUCGUAGUGAUUUAAACGUUUCACCAACAUUCGAUUGAUCCAUGAACUGUUGGCCAAAAAAAUCUUUGACCCAUUAACGAUUUGUCCAACGUCGGAUGAAAAUCCACGAACGUUUUGCCAGUAUAACUUUAUGUUAAGGAAUGUUUUACCAACAGUGUUAUGGUCAUGUACUUUUCACCCAAAGAACUUCACCCAUGGACUGUUUGCCAACAGCCUGGUAUGUCACUGAUCUAUUGACAAUAUGCUUACCCUAACAAAAUAUACUGUAGAGUCUCUGUAUUUCAAUAGGUAUUACAAUAUUGAAUAACUUUUUCAUCUGUUUAGUGGUACAUUCAAACUGUGUUUUUGAUCGAUAGCUAUUACUUUAAAUACUUAUGUCGUUAAUUAUUGAUAUGUUCUUCAAUAAAUAAAAUAUUGUGUACA
This is a messenger RNA of Plodia interpunctella (Indianmeal moth), 2092 nucleotides long. Its product is annotated as protein phosphatase 1 regulatory subunit 36-like. The transcript is spliced from 11 exons. Bases 140 to 1465 code for a protein of 441 amino acids. The record is from RefSeq and is a predicted model, not a curated record. Gene Ontology annotation, molecular function: phosphatase binding. Gene Ontology annotation, biological process: negative regulation of phosphatase activity. NCBI's taxonomy places the organism in Eukaryota, Metazoa, Arthropoda, Insecta, Lepidoptera, Pyralidae.